CGGCUUUAUGCUACUUCCGCUUGCGGUUGUGAUUUGUGUUUGCACCUUGAUUCAACAGGCAAGCCGGUUGUUUCUAUCAAUAAACAUCUAGAAAUUUAUUUCUUCGCUGAAAAUGGGAAAGUUUUGGGGAAAGCUGCUAUUCUUAGUCCUCCUUCUCAUGCCGACGACGUUGAUGCUUGUAGAACAAGGCAAAGGAAGCAAUGUAGCUUUUGCUCAAGAUUCCAUGGAAGGUGAAGAUGAUGAGGCAACAGUUGAGACGGAGACUGCUGGAGAUGAAGAAAGUCCAGAAGAUGUUGAAGGAUCGGUAACUGGAAAGGAUGCUGAAGAAGCUGCUGAGGAAGAGGAAACGGAAACUCUAAAGCCUUCCCCAGAUGCAGAUACAUUUGUCCUUUUCACAAAGCCAGCCAAUCCUCUUGAAUUGCCUGCUGGUAAACAAGUGCGCAUCUUGGUUGGUUUCACUAACAAGGGCAAACUGGACUUCUUGGUGGACAGCAUGGAGGCUUCUUUCAGAUACCCCCAGGACUACAGUUUCUUCUUGCAGAAUUUCACCACCAUGUCUUUUGGCACUGUGGUUGAGCCAAGACGCCAGGCAACCUUUGAGUAUGGAUUUGUCCCAAAUGAAGCUUUCAGCUCCAGGCCUUUUGGUUUGUCUGUGACGAUCAACUACAGAGAUUCUGAGGGCACCAUUUUCCAGAAUGCUGUUUUCAAUGAGACGAUCCAAGUUAUUGAACCGGAUGAGGGAUUGGAUGGGGAAACAUUUUUCCUGUACGUGUUCCUGGCUGCCAUUAUCAUUUUACUUCUUGUUGGCGCUCAGCAGUUGGUUGCUAGCUUUGGUCGAAAACGUCUUUCGAAGCCCCGCCAGCCGGUUGAAAUGGGAACACAAAAUUCUGAUGUGGACUAUGACUGGUUGCCAAAGGAGACUCUUCAGGGUCUUAACAAGUCUCCCCGCAGAUCACCGAAGCAAUCACCAAGACAAAGGCGUAACCUCCGAUCGACAGGGUCUGGAGAGGAUUGAAUGAAUGUUGUUGUGCUCUAGUUUAUUAUAAAUAUUUGCCUCUUGUCUUUUCUGUCAGAGUCAUCACUAUUUAUCAUCGAGUCUAUACUUUGUAUAGCAACACAAAUUUUUCUUUAAAAUGCAAAUGCAGGAUUAAUGCAUGUUUAUAAGAGAAGUAUUUGUUUUCUCAUUUGGUCUCAAACAUUGUCCUAGUGAGUGAGGUUGCUGGUCAUUGGCAACUUUAUACUGAAAAUUGUAAGAUAUUUCUAUAUUCUACUGUCCUUUAUACGUGUUGCUGCGAUUUCUUUAUCAAUGAGGUGUUUUAAUGUUUGUUACUUUUAGUGUUUUCUUUCAGAGCUGGGUGUUGGGCUGUGUCUGUGGCAUCUGUGUGAGGCUGUGUGUGGAUGGUUGAGCAUAGACAGGGUUUUUGAAAGUGUACGGCUUGAGAUAUUAUUGCAUUGUCAUUUCGUAGCAUUUAUUUUGGUUUUUCAGCAGAAACAUGGCAUUGCUCAGCAAAAUUGGAGAUGAGUUCUUGUAUGCAAAGCACAAUUUGUUGAGGAAGCAUACUCGUGUAUAAUGUUCAUUCCAGUUUGUUAUGAGUGAUUGGUUGAUUGUGUGAUAACAUCGAACUUGCACUUUUUGUUUUCAUUGAAGAAUGAAAGGAAUAAAAUUUGUGGAUAUAUGUUUA
Aplysia californica (California sea hare) is the source of this 1682-nucleotide messenger RNA. RefSeq names its product translocon-associated protein subunit alpha. The transcript is spliced from 9 exons. Gene Ontology annotation, cellular component: endoplasmic reticulum; endoplasmic reticulum membrane. The record is from RefSeq and is a predicted model, not a curated record. Lineage: Eukaryota; Metazoa; Mollusca; Gastropoda; Aplysiida; Aplysiidae. The coding region runs from base 113 to 1015 and encodes 300 amino acids.